AUGAGCUCGCUGAACUACUUGAUCGAGGAUAAUGCUGAAGGAAGAACAGCCGCUCAAAAGUUGAUUUCUGUCGCGUUUUCGAUCAUUUGUAUCAAUCGUCUCAAGUUAGAUGUAAACAACUUUAAUAUGAUUCGAUACGCAGAAAGAAAAUAUCCGUUGAUCAAAAAAGAAGCCUCGGGUGCUUUGGAGAAGCUCUUCACGAAAUCGCUCCGAGUUGUCAGACGACUUAUCAACGAGAAAGCGCUCAGAUCCGUGGCGGUUAUCAUCGCGAAGAAGGGCACAAAAGAGCCGUUAGAGAUAAUCGAUCAGUAUCGCAUCAAAACGAAAUUUGCCGAAGACGAUUGUGUCCAAGACGAUGGAACUCCAUUUGAUGUCAAACUUCAUUCACGAAAUAUGCUUGACGAACUUUCGAGAUAUUCACAGAUGGGUGUCGAGCUCCCUCAUGAUGCACAAGUGUUCGUCAGCUACGAAACCAAUCAGCCGGAAAUAAUCGAAUCUAAAGAUAAAGAUUUCGUUGGAGUCGUCCCUCACCAACACGAUGAGAACAUCCUGGAUUCGAUGCCAUCCAGGGCCUUUGGUCGGCUGGACACUCCUUACGCCUACGUUGCGAUGAAAGCUUGGUCCAAGAAUAUUUUGGAGAAGAAAUUAGAGAUCUCAAAAGUCACCUCACGCGGUUCCAACCUCUUCGACUAUACCUACGCUUGA
Molecule: messenger RNA, 705 nt
Organism: Oikopleura dioica
Lineage: Eukaryota; Metazoa; Chordata; Appendicularia; Copelata; Oikopleuridae
Source: the annotation of a GenBank genome assembly